AUGGUCGUCCUCGCUGCAUCUAUCUGCACCCGGAGCGGCAAGCCGCUCCUCUCUAGGCAAUUCCGCCCAAUGCAACGCUCCCGCAUUGACGGUCUCCUGGCAUCGUUCCCCAAGCUCAUCCCUGCCAACUCGCAGCACACCACUGUCGAGACCAACGAUGUUCGCUUUGUGUACCAGCCAUUUGAGGAGCUGUUCGUGAUCCUCAUUACCAACAAGGGUUCCAACAUUCUCCAAGACAUCAACACCCUCUCCCUCCUCGUCCGCCUCAUCUCGUCGCUUACGCCCGCCAUGUCCGAGCCUGCGAUCCUCCACCACAGCUUCGACCUGCUGUGCGCGUUCGACGAGGUCGUGUCGCUGGGCUACAAGGAGAACGUCAGCCUCUCGCAGGUCCGUAGCGUGCUCGAGGGCGAGUCGCACGAGGAGAAGAUCCAGGAGAUUAUCGCGCGCAACAAGGAGGCCGAGGCCAAGGAGGAGCUCAAGCGUCGCGCCAAGCAGCUCGAGAUGCAGCGUCGCGAGCAGCAGCGUCUUGCCCAGGCCGGCCGUCACCACGGCGGCGGCGGCAUGGGCGGCAUGGCUGGCGGCUACCAGCCCAUUGCGUCGCCCGCACCCCGCUUCGAGGCGCCUGCUCAGCGCGAGUACCGCACCCCAAGUCCCGCGGCCGCGUCCAAGCCCGUGUUCAAGGGCUCGGGCAUGAAGCUCGGCAGCAAGAAGGGCAAGCAGAGCGACUUGAUCUCGCAGCUUGGUCACGAGGCCGAGCUCGAGCCUGAGCCUGAGAUGGUUCCCGAGCCUGAGCUCGAGCCCGAGGUCGCCGUGUCGGCGGACGUGUUGGAAAAGGUCGAGCAGGACGACAUCCACAUCGGCAUCAAGGAGCAGCUGUCGGCGACCCUCCACCGCGACGGUGGCCUCCAGGCAUUCGAGCUCAAGGGUGACCUCUAUCUUACUAUUUCGGACGAGGCCUAUGCCAAGACCAGCCUCAAGCUCGCCCCCAACGACUAUUCGGACCUCCAGUUCAAGCAGCACCCCAACGUCGCCAAGUUCGGUGCUGGCGACAAGGUUAUCGCGCUCAAGGACCAGUCGCGUUCCUUCCCCGUCGGCCAGGGUCUCGGUGUGCUCCGCUGGCGCCUGUCCACAAAGGACGAGAGCCGCGUGCCCCUCACCGUCACUGUCUGGCCCCAGCCCCGCGGCGACGGCUCGUCGGACGUUGCUGUCGAGUACGAGCUCGAGGCCAGCCACCUCGCGCUCAAGAAUGUCGUCAUUUCCAUCCCCAUUCCGCCCAACGCCUUCCCGUCGGUCACGGGCGGCGACGACGUCGACUGGUCUGCCGACCGCGGCGCGUUUGUGUGGACCAUUGACACUGUGGACGCCGACUCGCCUACAGGAUCCAUCGAGUUCCGCUGCGAGGGUGACGCCGACGACUUCUUCCCCGUCAACGUUGGCUUUGCCGCCUCGGGCUCGCUCGCCAACGUCGACGUCGAGAACGCCAUUGUCGGUGGCGGUGACCACGCGUUUAGCCAGGAGAAGAUUCUCACUGUUGACAAGUACGAGAUUGUCUAG
Molecule: messenger RNA, 1554 nt
Organism: Apiotrichum porosum
Lineage: Eukaryota; Fungi; Basidiomycota; Tremellomycetes; Trichosporonales; Trichosporonaceae
Exons: 4
Coding region: 1-1554 (517 amino acids)
Biological process (GO): Golgi localization; endoplasmic reticulum to Golgi vesicle-mediated transport; retrograde vesicle-mediated transport, Golgi to endoplasmic reticulum
Cellular component (GO): COPI vesicle coat; cytosol
Source: RefSeq, a predicted model, not a curated record